GAGACUUGUGAGUCUAGGGUCAGUGGGCGAAUAGACGCCAUCGAUAACAGUUAUCGCCUCUUAAGACCCAUCAAGGUGCCUUCUCUACGUGUCCCGUGAGACCGCCAUCAGCGCGCAUUUCCCGACGCCUGCUUUUUAUGGGUGAACGGUUCCGCCAGAAUCCCGCCUCAUGACCAUAUUUGGAAUACCCGCCCAGUACCAUCAAAGAUUCGGCGUCUAUUCUGAGGUUCUUGUUCGAUCUCACCAUAUCCAACGAUGUUCGCUGUCCCGCCCAUAUCACUCGUGUACGGCGCUCUCCCAAUUAGUCCCCGAACCACGAUGGGCGCGAGAAGUCUACAAGUAACUUCCCGAUGUUCCCUGGCGGGCUAUAAAAGACACGCAGCAUGACAGUCGAGUCACCCAGCGUACUGCGCAUCUCCAAGUCUAAUAACGCCCGCCUUUGCCCAAUAUCUCUGACUCGAAUCUCCCUGACUCUCUCUGACUCCAAUCUAACACGAUGAACUACCGGAUUGGCUCCCCUGCCUCUUCAUCGAACCACAGGUCCUGGGCUGUGCACAGCGCACAAUCUAGCUCCAAUAUCCAGGCCAUCCAAGGCCAUUGGUCUGCGCUCCCGGCAUCGUCCCCGUUGCCGAUCCCAAACACACCGCUUCUUCACUCAGUAUCGCUCCCACACCCUAAUGCAGCUUCGCACCAAUCGCCUAUGUCUUACCAACACUCUUCCACAUCCCACUCUUCAUUCAUAGUCUUGCACUCACUCUUGAGUUAUGGUCCCAAUUUGAGAUUUAACAUCACACGAGACCUAGCACAUGUGCAACUGCGACCAGGCUGUCCGCCUACCAUGCUUCAGGAGUUUGCGGUGCAACCGCUAGUCUCUCAUAUGAUUAUUACUGUUCCUGAGCUUCCUGCUUGGACAAUAGAGGUGGUGAACCCUCGGGGCGUCACUGUGAAUGACGUCCUUGCCAAGAUACGUGAAACGCUCAACCGGAGUGUUGCGCCGCACGAGAUGCAAAGAUCUUCUCGCGCAGUCAAUGCUGCUAUUGAUUCUUUCAGGGCCAGGUCCCGCGCAGACUCGCGCGAACAUGCGCAGGGCGUGAAACGCGUUGACUUUUUGGGCCCAAAAUUUUUCUUUGCUGGCCUUGCCAGAGCUCGAGAUGGCUCAGACAGCUGGGAAAUUCACUUCUCCCAGAGUGUUUGAUCCUCGCCGUGCGCGGGUCGUCUUGGCUGUUCCUUAUCUUUCGACACAUUGCACCUGGGUAUCUCCAGCCAGUUCCAAUGGGCUUUAGUCGGAUCUCAUCACUCAACACUGCCGGCUCUAACUUUACUUGGUAUCUUGCCGUCACCGUUUACUUCGCAUCUAUAUUCGACAGCCCCUAAUUUGUUUUUAUCGCUAUCUUGCUAUAUCGCUAUUCGCAAAGUUUUUUUUUUGGAUUCAUGUACCGGAAUAGUUUGGAUAGAUUACACUCAUAUACCAGG
Molecule: messenger RNA, 1473 nt
Organism: Suillus clintonianus
Lineage: Eukaryota; Fungi; Basidiomycota; Agaricomycetes; Boletales; Suillaceae
Exons: 2
Coding region: 497-1195 (232 amino acids)
Source: RefSeq, a predicted model, not a curated record